CCUGAUUUCCUGGCCUGAGCCCGUUAUCGGCAGAUAAGGAGGAGUGAAUCAGGGCAAAUCUUCAAUCGCCACCGGCUCUGGGUUGUGAACACACGCUCCCUUGUUGCUCUCUUUUUGUUUUGAGAAAUAGUUAAUAUAGAAAGGAUUUCCAAAGAUGAGGCUCGCUCUGGCCCUGCUCGCGGCCCUGCUCCUGCUCGGGUCGUCAGUGGACGGGUGGCGCCGCCGCCGCCGCCGCCGCAGCUGCACACGGGUCGACUGUUCCUGGGAUGACUUUCAACCUGUCGGCUCCUGCAGCUCAUCAUGUGGUGCAAAAGGCACACAGUUCUACACACGUACGGUGAAAACGCAGAACUCCUGUGGUGGCUCUAAAUGCUCGGGCUCGACGUUUGAAGUCCGGGAGUGUGUUCCUGAGGUACCCUGUCGUAACGGCGGCUCAUGGACAGGGUCGAGCUGCGCAUGCCCAAAGGGCUACACCGGAUCCUGUUGCGAAACUAAGGUUGUUUGUCCUCCGCUGGAUCCCCCCAUCCACGGAGACGUGUCCCACCCGGCCACCGGAUAUGGCGCCAAGGCCACGUACUCCUGCAAACCGGGGUAUGAACUGGUCGGCGCCAAGAUGAGGACGUGCGGCGAGAAUGGCUAUUGGGAAGGCUCCAGCCCUUACUGCACACGCGGACAGUGCCCCGCUCUGACCUUCGACCCAAAUGGAGUCCUGUACGGUGGAACCUAUACAGAAGACGUCAUGAACAUCGUCUGUAACCCUGGAAACGAGCCGAACGGAACAACCUCCCUCACCUGCAACACCGACAACACCUGGAGCCACACCCAGCCUUUCUGUUCAGCCGUGGAAUGCCCGCCGCUGCCGCCUCCUCCCAACGGAGACUCCUCCGGAGACACCUCCUACCUCAGCUCCGUCACCUUCUUCUGUCAUCCUGGGUACGAGCUGAGAGGCAGCUUUUCACGCACGUGUCUGUCGGACGGGACCUGGACAGGGAUCCAGCCGGACUGUGUCUUGGAACAGUGCGCCUGUCUGGAGGCGCCCCUGUACGGCAGCAUUAUAUACAACACGGACGGGCUCAGCGGCUGUGACGUGGGCUGCACGGUGUCCUUCUCCUGUAACCCAGGGUACCUGCUGCAGGGCAGUACCUCCCGAACCUGCCAGGUGACGCAGCAGUGGACCGGAUCGCAGCCUGUUUGCAUCAAGGCGCACUGUCCGCCACUUGACAUCCCCGCUAACGGGCUGAUGUUCGGGGGCACCGCCUUCAUGGACCAGGUCACCUUCACGUGUAACACUGGGUACGAGAUCGUGGGCAGCAGCACCCUGACGUGUCAGAACGACCAGACGUGGAGCGGGACAGAACCCGCCUGUGUCCGAUCCCAGUGCCCAGUGUCCCAGCCGCCCGCCCAUGGAGAGGUGUCCGGAGGGAACCUGUUCGGAGACACGGUGACGUACGAGUGUGAGGUGGGGUACAGGCUGGUGGGGAACCCCACACGGAGCUGUAUGGCCACCAAGACAUGGAGCGCACCAGAUCCCACCUGUGAAUUGAAGACCUGCCCGGCUGUAACCGCUCCCGACCAUGGCGCGGUGACCGGCGGAAACACGUACGGGCAGGAGGUGACGUAUUUCUGUGAGACAGGGUAUGACAUCAUCGGCACGUCCACACGUACAUGUCAGGACAGCCAGCAGUGGAGCGGCAACCAACCGUACUGCUCAAAGAUCCAGUGCAACACCCUGAACCCGCCGAGGUCCGGCUCGGUGUCGGGCGGUCACGAGUACGGCGAUACGGUCCAGUUCAGCUGCUGGACAGGCUACACGCUGACGGGCAGCAGCAACAGGACCUGUCAGGAGGAUGGACUCUGGAGCGGCACACAGCCCACAUGCGCCGAAAACGAGUGUCCUGAGCUGGACUCCCCUCCAAAUGGCUACAAGACAGGCGAAAAUGGCUAUGGUGAUACCGUCAUCUUCUACUGCAACAGCGGCUAUCAGAUGGCCGGCCCCUUACCUGUGGUCACACGUACCUGUCAGGCCGACAAGACUUGGACUGGUCUACAGCCAAGCUGCACGAGAAAAGAGUGUCCGGUCCUGAUGCCGCCGGCAAACGGAAAUGUGACAGGCAAAAACUUCUAUGGCGACGUGGCCUCCUUCACAUGCCACCCUGGCUACGAGUUGAGCGGCAGCGAUACAAGAACCUGUCAAGCCAAUCAGCAAUGGGAUGGGACACAACCGACCUGUGACAGAGUGCAGUGCCCUCCGCUGACUCCCAUAUCCGACGGUCAGAUGAGCGGAAACAACUUCUUCGGCGACCGGACCACCUUCGUCUGCAACACUGGGUACGAACUGAGCGGCAGUACCACCCGCUCCUGCCAGGCGGACAGGACCUGGUCGGGAGCACAGACAUCGUGUAACAGGAAACAGUGCCCAGGACUGUCCGCUCCGCUCAACGGCAACGUCACUGGCGGGACGUACUUUGGGGACACAGCUCACUACACAUGCGCAGAAGGAUACGAGCAGAAACGCUGCCCGCAGCUGACCGUCUCCGCACAUGGAGCAGCCAACGGCGGGAUAUAUUACAGCGACACGGCCUCGUUCUCGUGCGACCCUGGGCACGAGUUGGUGGGAAGUUCGGUGCGCACGUGUCAGGCGGACGGACAGUGGAGCGGCGUACAGCCAACAUGUAACAUAAAGGAGUGUGUGCCCCUCACGGCCCCUGCAAACGGCUCCGUCAGUGGAGGACACGUUUUUGGUGACCAGGUGACCUUCUCCUGUGACCUUGGAUUCGACCUUGUGGGAGUACCCAUCAGGACUUGCGAUGACAACCAACAAUGGAGUGGAGCACAACCAAGCUGCAUUAAGAAGCAGUGCAGCCGCCUCACACCUCCUGCCCAUGGUGCUCUCACCGGGGGCUUCUCGUUUGGAGAGGUUGUGACGAUCACGUGUAACUCUGGGUACGAGCUCAUUGGAAGUGGUACCAGGACCUGCGAAGCAAACGGCCAAUGGACCGGUUCUCCGCCCCAAUGCCAGAAGAAAUGCUGCAGUCGCCCUACCAUUCCAAACGGUGAUUACAGGGGGACCCGCUGCUUCAAUGACACGGUGACCUUCAGCUGUGACCCUGGACAUGAGCUGGUGGGAGCCGCUAGCCUGACCUGUACUGAGACUGCGCAGUGGAGCAACCAGUUACCCAGCUGUCAGAAGAAGUGUUGUGACAGCUCUAUCACAGUCCCCGACGGGUCCGUCAGCCUCCGUCCGGACAACUGUUACGGCAGCAUCGCUGACUACAGCUGUAACCAUGGCUACGACCUUAUUGGAAACCAGUACGUCAUCUGUGAUGAGAGUGGCUCGUGGGAUGGCGAGAUGCCUACUUGUCAGGAAACAUGCUGCGGCGACCCCGGUGCCAUAAGGAACGGCAUGAGUAACUCUACAGGACUAUGUUUCGGUGACGUGGCUACCUUCACGUGUGAAGCCGGCUUCCUUCUGAGGGGCAACGCCACACUGGUGUGCGACGCAAACGGAUCAUGGGGACCGACACCAUUCUGUGAACCAUACAGCUUGUGCGAACAGUCCAACCUAGCUGCUCCGUCAGCUGGGUCGAAGAUCUGCUUCGAGAGCCCCCAGGGUACCACACCCGUGGAGUACUGCCAGAUGCAAUGCAACGCACCAAAGGUGUACAACAGGAAUGAAGACAUGUACGAGUGCAGUGCGGAGACGUCGUGGCUGUGGAAGAUCAGAAUCUACCUCCCCGCCGGGCAGCAGCUGCUCACAUAUGUAGACGUGGGAGAAUGUUCAGCUCCCUCCAACCCAUUCGCUGCUGUCACCGUGGGAGGACUGGUCAUCAACGCCAAUGCACCUUUGGACAUGGCGGCUAUCGAGGCUGAGAUGAGACGGAUCCUUGAGUCGUUGGGACUGUGCAACGAUCCCUGCCAGAUCGGAGAAAUAACAGUUGAAACAGCACCCAAUGCAAGAUCUGGACCACGACUUCGGAAGCGCAGUGCAGGUAUCCAGUACCAGGUGUCUAUCCAGCUGCUCGCCUAUGCCGAUCUGAGUCUUGUGACCACCACCAACACCGUCCAGAUGGAGUGGGUUCGUCUGGCAGGGGAACUCAGUCAAGUUGCCUCCGGCCUACAGAACCGGGUUGUUUCGGGAGACGUGAUGGUGUCAGUAGACGGCAGCCCGUUGACGGUUGUGGACGGAGGUUUUCACACGUCACAACCAAACCUUGGCUGCAAGGAAGGCGAGCUGCUUCAGGGCAUCGAAUGUGUUCCAUGCGGUCCCGGCACGUACCAUGACGUGUUUGAGCAGGCCUGCCGUCCGUGUCCUUACGCCACCUACCAGGACGAGUACGGCCAGACGGACUGCAAACUGUGCCCCAACGGGACCACUACGGACAAGAGCGGGGCCAUGGAUGUUUCCAAAUGCAAAGCGUUUGAAGACUGUAACUGUGGGAUCCACCCAUGUGAGCUGACUCCACAGGGAUACGAGUGCACCUGUCUGCCUGGAUACCUGCUCAUCUCUGACGCGGAGGAAGCUAAAUGCGUCGACAUUGACGAGUGCCAGCAGCCAGACGUCUGUCCCGGUGCCAGAUGUAUCAACAGGCCCGGAACCUACUCCUGUCAGUGUCUGCCCGGGUACGAGGAGCCCAACUGUAUCGGUCGACGAGUGUCGGUAUGCUGGGUUUUGUCCAGACCAUUCUAACUGCACCAACACGGACGGCAGCCACUACUGCACCUGCCAUGAGGGCUACCAUGGAGACGACUGUCUGGAUAUAGACGAAUGUCAAAACGAAACCCUGAACACAUGUGGACCCUACGAGCACUGUGUCAACACGGAGGGAUCCUAUACCUGUUUAG
Molecule: messenger RNA, 4842 nt
Organism: Branchiostoma floridae (Florida lancelet)
Lineage: Eukaryota; Metazoa; Chordata; Leptocardii; Amphioxiformes; Branchiostomatidae
Product: sushi, von Willebrand factor type A, EGF and pentraxin domain-containing protein 1-like
Exons: 31
Coding region: 155-4687 (1510 amino acids)
Molecular function (GO): calcium ion binding
Source: RefSeq, a predicted model, not a curated record